Molecule: messenger RNA, 404 nt
Organism: Pelecanus crispus (Dalmatian pelican)
Lineage: Eukaryota; Metazoa; Chordata; Aves; Pelecaniformes; Pelecanidae
Source: RefSeq, a predicted model, not a curated record
GCAUCGAGAAGUUCAAGGGUCGCUACCUCCACAGCCGAGACUACAAGGAUGCCCAGGAUUUCACAGACAAGAGGGUUGUUGUAAUCGGGAUUGGGAAUUCAGGGUUGGACCUGGCUGUGGAGAUCAGCCAAACAGCCAAGCAGGUCUUCCUUAGCACCCGUCGGGGCGCAUGGAUCCUCAAUCGUGUUGGAAAUGAGGGAUACCCCAUCGACAUCGUCUUCACCACCCGCAUGAAGAUGUUCCUGAAGAAGCUGCUGACCCCAUCCAUGGCAAGCAACUUCGUAGAGAAGCAGCUGAAUGCAAGGUUUGACCACUCGCACUACGGCCUGAAGCCAAAGCACAGGAUCCUUGACCAGCACCCAUCCAUCAAUGAUGACCUGCCCAACCGCAUCAUUUCAGGCAGG